CUUGAUUGAAAUUUUCUUUUUCCAUGAUUUCUGUUUUGCAUAUGAAGCCUUUCAGUUCCAUCAAAGAGCCAUUUCCCGGAUUUUGUAUGAACAAAAGCUUAGUCUUGUGUUUUACUCUGUUUCCUUAUUCAAGCAUCAUUUUGUAUAUUUUUUUGCUUUCUCUACAGAUUUUAUUACUCAUGAACCGAACAGGACGGAGAUCGCACAUGCUGACUAACCUCCUAGUAUUAUUUCUCUUCGCUAGUUUCCCAACGAUACUCUUUAAACUCGUAAGGGGGCAAUUUGGUUGCUGGGUUGCGUUUCUUGCCGUAGCUUUGAAUCUUUAUUUUCCCGAAACCUUUCCAGUUCCGCGUUUCGUCCUGUUCGUCAUCGCACCCGAUUGGCUGGCCCAUCGGUUACGAGAUGACAAGGUGCCUGGCAUCAUCUGUCUCGUAAUCACGGCUUUAAUUAUACUAACCGAAAUUCGUGGAGCCGGAGUAUUAGAGGAUAGUCGAUGUAGUUGUUAUUGUCUUAGUUAUUGGUUUAGUAUAGCUUGCUUAUUAUGCUUUACAAUAUUGUAUCUUGCCGCUUAGACAGAAUUGAAAAGCAUCACAGGGAGAAGGAACAUUGUUCUCUGUUUCUGCUAUUUCUUAUAGCUUCUGAAUGAGAAUGGACUCUUUUUCUCUC
Hibiscus syriacus is the source of this 666-nucleotide messenger RNA. Its product is annotated as cold-regulated 413 plasma membrane protein 4-like. NCBI's taxonomy places the organism in Eukaryota, Viridiplantae, Streptophyta, Magnoliopsida, Malvales, Malvaceae. The transcript is spliced from 3 exons. The record is from RefSeq and is a predicted model, not a curated record. Gene Ontology annotation, cellular component: membrane. The coding region runs from base 24 to 572 and encodes 182 amino acids.